GAUGUGAAAAACUGCACAAAAUAUUUCAAUCUUUACGCACAAAAACAUUUUUACGCAUAAAAUAUGUUUUCGCACAACUGAAACAUGACAAAAGCAGUAGAUUUUGAUUGGCAGGUUGAAGUACCAGCUGAACUACAGACUGGAGCUAGGUUUGACAAGUGGGUGGAGGAGAAGGAUUCUGUUGAUCUUGAAGCAGAUGUGUUAUUCAGGGUUGACGAGUAUGGAUUUUUUCUGCACUGGGUUUGUGACGGAAGAGAAGGGGAUGUGCUCGAGCUAUCUCAGCUUAAUGAUAUUCGGAGCAAAGAUCAACCUAGAGACUCCAGGUUGCAUGCUACACUGGUUAGAACCCAUGGAGAGAAUUACAAGAUGUGGAUGGAUGGUUUGAGGUUAUUGUCUAACAACAACAAAAUCAACAACAUUUGUCCAAUGAUGAGUCUGAAAAAACAUUGGAUGAGACUCAGGUUUCUAGUUUCUGGUGAUGGGAGGGUGCAAGUUCGACACAUCACAAAAACAUUCGCCAGCGGUAAAACUGAGAAGCUGGUUUACCAAACCUUGUCUGAUGUUGGUUUACCAAAUGGUAAAUCUGAUCUCAUCAAUCUGGAGGAUUUUACAUUUGAAAAAUUCUACGCCAUCUACCAAACUAUUUGUCCCAGGAAUGAUAUUGAUGAACUUUUCAGGACGAUCAACGAAGAUCAGGAGGAAAGAACUUAUAUAGAGUCAAGUAAACUGAUCGAAUUCUUAAACGAAAAGCAGAGAGAUCCUAGAUUAAAUGAGAUCUUGUAUCCGCACUACAAUGAGGCAAGAGUACUGGAGAUUCUCACUAAAUAUGAAACAGAUCCGGAACUACUGAAUAAAAAAGCAAUUGGAAAAGAAGGCUUUACAAGGUACUUGAUGUCAGAUGAGAAUGCACCAGUUUUCCUGGAUAGGCUUGACAUAUACCAGGAUAUGGACCAACCAUUGUCUCACUACUACAUAAACUCAUCUCACAACACUUAUCUAUCUGGCAGACAAUUCGGAGGGAAAUCAUCUGUAGAGAUGUACAGACAGGUUCUACUAGCUGGCUGUAGAUGUGUAGAACUGGAUUGCUGGGAUGGAAAGGGAGAUGAUCAGGAGCCUAUUAUAACUCAUGGCAGAGCUAUGUGUACAGAAAUCAAUUUCAAGGAAGUAAUUUACGCCAUUCGAGAUUGUGCCUUUGUAACUUCCCAGUAUCCUGUCAUUCUUUCAUUUGAGAACCAUUGUAGCAGACCACAACAAUUAAAGAUGGCAAAGUACUGUGUGGAUAUAUUUGGUGACCUGCUCCUCAAGGAUCCCUUGAAGGAGGUCGCUCUACUACCUGGAGUACCUCUUCCUUCUCCUAACCUCCUUAAAGGCAAAAUCUUGAUAAAAAACAAGCGUCUGAAGACAGAUGUGGAGAAGUAUGAGCUAGAACUGUUCUGGAGAGGGGAGUUCUCUAUCGAUGAGAACGAGGAACCUAAGGAGGAUGCUAGUGCUGCACCAGCACAAGUUCAAGAUUUUGAGAAGAAGGAUGAAGCAACGGCUCUUGCUGUGAUUCCAGCUGGAACAGGAAUAGGAGACAUGUCCCCCCUUCCUCCAGCAACUCAAUACCAGGGUUUCGACUACGCUGAGGAACAAAACCUUGCUUUCAAAAUGUCGUCUUUUGCUGAAACCACUGCUCUGGGUUAUCUUAAAUCCCAGGCAGUAGAGUUCCUCAAGUAUAAUAAACGUCAACUAAGCAGAAUAUAUCCAAAGGGAACGAGAGCAGACUCUUCAAACUUUAUGCCACAAGUCUUCUGGAAUUCAGGAUGUCAACUUGUUUCUCUCAACUUUCAGACCCCAGAUCUUCCAAUGCAGCUUAACCAGGGGAAAUUUGAAUACAAUGGAAACUGCGGAUAUCUACUGAAACCAGACUUUAUGAGAAGAGAAGACAAACAGUUCGAUCCGUUUGCUGAAACCCCUGUAGAUGGGGUCAUUGCUGCACAAUGUUCUGUACAGGUGAUUUCUGGACAGUUUUUGUCAGAUAAAAAGGUUGGGACUUACGUUGAAGUAGACAUGUAUGGAUUACCAACAGAUACGAUCAGGAAGGAGUUCCGAACUAAAGUAGUUCCUGGGAACGGGCUUAACCCAGUUUACAACGAGGAACCGUUUGUAUUUAGAAAAGUUGUACUUCCUGAACUAGCAGUACUAAGAAACACGAUUGUUCUAAAAAGGACCGAGGGAAAUUUCCCGAUGUCGCUGCCGAUGCUGUUCUGUAACAUAGAACUAAAGAUUUAUAUUCCUGAUGGACUUGGAGAGUUUAUGGAUGCGCUCUCAGAUCCACGGGCUUUCUUGUCGGCACAGGAGAAGCGCGCAGAACAGUUGAAAGCGCUUGGUAUUCAAGAAGCUGAUAUCGGUAAAGAUAUCAUUGAGGGUGUUGCUAAAAAACUUCCAACAUUUUCUGCAACUUCUGUUCCCCGGCGAGAUGACACCGGUCGGGAGGAGUUUGCCCCGGUUACAGUUGAGUCCCUCAAACUGGACAAAAGUUAUAUAAAGAUUAUCAAGAAGCACCAGAAGGAGGUAGAAACCAUAAGAAAACGUCACACCAAGGAGAAAUCAAUGAUCCAGAAGAGUCAAUGCAUUGCUAUCGACAAGCUCUGUAAACAUAAAGGAAAGACUGGGGAACAGGAGUUGAAGGUGGAUAACAGCGUCAGGGAGGUCGUCUUGGAUCAAAUGGAUCAAUGGACUGAAAUGCAGGAAAGGCAUAGGAAGGAAGACUGGGAUAUAUGUAGAGCACACCUGGUAGCGCAGCAAGAAGUUUUGAGGAAAAUUAUGGAAACGACUCAGGCUCAGCAGAUGAAGGAUCUAGAAACCAGAUGUGAGCAGGAUAAAAAGGAUAUGAAGACUGCUCAGGCUCGAGCUAGUGUAGAGACUCUCAGGGAUGUUCAGAAUGAUAAAGCUUUGAAAACAAAAGCAGAGAAAGAUCGUCGGAUAAGAGAAAAGAAUGAGAACAAUACUAAAAAGUUUAUUGAAGAAAGAAAGUCCCAAGCUAUUCGACAAGCUAAAGAGAAGGAACAGUUAAGGAAAAUUCAUGAGAAACAGAGGGAGGAGUUAAAUAAACAUCUUGGGAAUAUUCUUGAGCUCAGUAACAGUGAGGAAAUAGAAAACAAGCUUGCUGCUACUCAGGAGUGUUUUGUUUAAACAGCACGCUUGCUGCUACUCAGGAGUGUUUUGUUUAUACAACAAGUUAGCUGCUACUCACUACUCAGGAGUGUUUUGUUUAAACACCAAGCUUGCUGCUACUUAGGGUAGUUUUGUUUAGAAAACACGCUUGCUGCUUCUCAGGAGUAUUAUGUUUUAAAAAGAAAACAAAGAAUUAGCAGAUGAGUUUGAGAGGUAUCACAUCGGACGAACAUUUUUUUGCCUAAUUAAAUCGCGAAUUCGCCCUUAAUUUAAAUCAUUUAAAAACUAAUUGUUCAAAGGAUAUUGAAAUUACAUGUUUAAAGGGUAUUGAAUUACAUGUUUAAAGGUAACAAAACACUUGACAAAUUUUUUUUUGGUUUUACAAAAAAUGCUACUUAAUUAUAUUUUGCAUUAAAAAAAACUAAAAUAGUGCUAUAGAUCGUAUUCGUACAUAUUUUACACUUUAAGAAAUGUGUUCACGAAAAAUGUUAUUUAAAAGCUUCCAUGAUUGUUGAAAAAUCCAGCCAAUUGAAACAAACCUUGCAAGACGUGCCAAACAUAAAACUGAAUUUAUUAGACAACUUAUGUCAAGUUUAGUGAGAUAUUAAAAGAAUUAAUCAAGUAAAACUCUAUUUAAAGAGGGCCAGGCCAGAUUUGAACUGAAACUCAUCAACACUUUGUAUUAGUACAAUUGAUGUAUUGUCAGAAAAUUGUUAAUUCCCAAAUGUUGUUUUUUUCUACGAAAUAUCUUGCUUAUUAUACAAAGAAAAUUAUUAAAUUAAAGGUUAAAGGGUACCUUUGUCUAUCAUGUAUGACACAAUUCUUAAAAUGUUGGUGGUCACUUGAAAUAUGGUCAAUUGUCACUUUAAAAUUGACUUGUUGACGUGUCUGUCUUCCUUAAUUUCAAGAGAUAUAAUUUUGCAUUUAUAAACUCUAUAUUUCGUGAUUGUAUGUAUCAAAAUAAGGAAAGUUCCAUGAGAGUAUAAUAAUUUGUUCAACCUGAAUACUAAACAUUCUUAUUAAAUCGAUAAGAAAAUAUUAAAUUCUUGCAAAAGUUUUAAAACAAGUAAAGUAUUCAUAAAAUUUCAAGGACAGCAAUUGUUAUGCUCAGGUUAAAAUUAGAAAUGAUUUUCAUUUCCACCCUUCUCUGAUGUCCCCUUGAAAAAAAAUAAUUAAAUAUUAAUUUGUGUGCAAAGAAAAAAGUUAUUUUCUCCAAAUAGUUAAAAGUUUAAAAGUUCAAGGUUUCUCUAAUUGUUUCUCUAAAAUGUCGACACAAUUUUUUCUAUUUAAAAUAAUUUAGAAAAAUCAUUAAUUAAAACAAUUACUUAAAACAAUUAAUGCACAAACUUUACUUUGAUUUAUUAUUUUUUAUACGAAAAGGAAACAAAUUAUUUUAAUGUUUACGAUUUGUAAACCUUAAGAAGGCUAAUGUCUAAAAGCCUUAACACCUUCAAACAAACAAAAACAUUGUUUUAUUAGUUGUUUUUUCUUCGACUGGCCAUAUAUGGUUAAUUAAAAUACUUUCGAAUUAAUAUUUUUGGUUUGAAGGGAUUAUCGUUAAAAGUUCCAAUGAGCCUCCAUUUAUAAAAAGAGGGGUAUGUCCGAUUGACAUGAUAACCUUAAAAACAUUUAUCUGAUGAAUUAAUGUGGAUAAUUGUUAAUUGUUAAUUGAUAAUUGUUUAAAAGUUGACAAAUUCUUAUAUUUCCUACAUUUUUUUCCUGCACCAGAUAUGCGCAAGUUACUUUUUGAAAUAAAAAAUAAUGUAAAAUAAAAGUGUAUCGUUGUGAAUCGUACAAACCCGUCUAUAAAUAAAUGUUUACCUGAAAUUACGCCAAAAAAUUCAAUGACAGAUUUGUUCUCUAGACAUCAGCUUUUUUAGGGAAAGCGGCUAUUUUCUGUAAACCUUUGUAAACCUAUUUGUAAAACAAAGAAUUGUGAAAGCAAGCAUAAUUGCAACUAUAAUAACAAAUAUAUAUGUAUUAUGUAUCUUAUCGCCGACUUCAAACUCAAAUUUUUAAAUCUCUAUAUCUUUGCAAGCUGAUGUUUUAAACCUUAGAAGAUUCAGAGCUUCGAGCUGUAGCCAGAGUAUCUAGCAAAAUUUAUAGUUUUCGAAUUUAUUGAAAUAUCGAAGGUUUAUUAUAAUCUGCUUGCACAGAUUUAAUUUAAGUUCCUAACUUUAUUUGAAAUAUUAUGAAAUAAAAUCAAAAGAAACACCAGUUCAGCUCCAUGUAAAAUGUAAACAAUGUUUUGAAUGUAAGUGUAGUUGUAGUAUAUACUAUAUAUGCCAUGUUUUAUAAGAAAUCAUAACAUUUUGUUCAGAAAACCUAAAUUAUUAAAAACAUUUUAGAAAUCACAAAGAUUUUGUUCAAAAUAAAAAUCAUUUAUUGUUAGUUAUACCUCAAAAAUAUUUAUAUCUCUCACAGUCUGUUCGUUAUUUCGAACAAAAUAUUCCUAAUUUUGAACUUAAUAUUCCCAAUUUCGAACUAAACAUUCCUAAUUUCUUACUGAAUAUUCCCAAUUUUGAACUAAAUAUUCCGAAUUUUUAACUAAAUAUUCUUAAUUUCGAACUAAAUAUUCCUAAUUUCGAAUUAAUAGUUCCUAAUUUCAAACUAAAUGUUCCUAAUUUCGAACAAUUAGAGUUCCUAAUUUCGAACAAAAUAUUCCUCUUUUCAAACUUAUAGUUCAUAACUUCGAACUAAAUGUUCCUAAUUUCGAAUAACAUGUUCGUAAUUUUGAACAAAAUGAUUGUAAUUUCAACCAAGAUGUUUGUAAUUUCCAAAUAUGUGUUCAGUAUAACGAACCGUAUGUUAGGUUUCUUCUACCAGAGUAUAAGGAACUAUCUGUAUGUUGAUAUUUUUCAGAAA
Messenger RNA from Eurytemora carolleeae, 6021 nucleotides. Its product is annotated as 1-phosphatidylinositol 4,5-bisphosphate phosphodiesterase. Gene Ontology annotation, biological process: lipid metabolic process; phosphatidylinositol-mediated signaling. Gene Ontology annotation, molecular function: calcium ion binding; phosphatidylinositol-4,5-bisphosphate phospholipase C activity. The record is from RefSeq and is a predicted model, not a curated record. The coding region runs from base 85 to 3174 and encodes 1029 amino acids. The transcript is spliced from 35 exons. Lineage: Eukaryota; Metazoa; Arthropoda; Copepoda; Calanoida; Temoridae.